AGUCUAGCCAGAGACAUGCAGGUGGCACUCUCUGUUUAUACUGUUACUCCUUUUAGGGUGGGUUCUCAUUAUAAAAAGUACCUUUCUUGUUCAUUUCAGAGAGUUUCUUCUGACGUUGUUGACCUUGUAUUCAAUGAAUACAUAGGGAAAGCAGAGAGCCGUGCUCAGGUGCGAGAUGGCCUUCUUGAUGCAAUAGGAGAUCACAUGUUUGUUUUGUCUGCCAUUGAAGUGGCUAGAUACCAUAGAGAUGCUGGCCACCCAGUCUACUUCUAUGAAUUUCAACAUCGACCAAGCUCAGCCUCAGGUGUCGUACCAGAGUUUGUAAAAGCAGAUCAUGGAGAUGAGAUUGCAUUUGUCUUUGGAAAUCCAUUCUUAGCUGGGAAUGCUACAGAAGAAGAAAAUAAACUUAGCAGAACUGUUAUGAAGUACUGGACUAACUUUGCUAGAAACGGAAAUCCCAAUGGGGAAGGCUUGGUACAUUGGCCUCAGUAUGAUCUGGAUGAAAGAUACCUGGAAAUAGACCUCAUACAAAAGGCAGCAAAGAAACUGAAAGAAGACAAAAUGGAGUUUUGGGUACAGCUCACAAAACAGAUGAGAAGUGAAAGAAGGAGAGAACACACGGAUUUGUGAGAGCUGCAGGGGAUACAUUUUCCUUUUACAACCCGAACCUUCCUGUGAGGAUAAGAGUAUCCAUCAAAAACCAGCCGUGGGAUCACAAUUGUUUUCCUGUUCUGUAAACUGUUACAAAUACUGGAGCUACAGGCAGAAUGUUCAGCUGCGAGCUGGAACAGUGGCUGCCUCUAAAUUUAACGUGUUUGGCUUUUCUUUUAAGUGUAUGUACUACUAUAGGCCUAUAGGGUAAGAAAUUGUACCUCAGGAUUCAUUUAUAAAAUACUCUCACAGUA
Meleagris gallopavo (turkey) is the source of this 905-nucleotide messenger RNA. Lineage: Eukaryota; Metazoa; Chordata; Aves; Galliformes; Phasianidae. The record is from RefSeq and is a predicted model, not a curated record.